AUGGUAUCCGACCCUGACGUAGUGCGGACAGUGCUCACGCUCUUUUGGCUGCUGGCGGAGCCGGUUCCAUGGGUAGUUGUCUUCCUGGCAUUGACGCUGGCGCCCCAGACAGCUGUCUCCUACUACAUGAUGCUCGCCCAGUGGUAUUUGACGCCCUUUGACCAGGCACUGCAGGUGGUGACCGCGCUGCUGCUGCACAGCGAGCUUUUGGUGGCCCUGUAUGCGAUGGCACGCAUGCUGAGGAUGCAGCGGCAGCAGUACUACCUGUUCGAGGCGGCGCUGCAGCAGCAACAGCAGCAGCUCCAACAACAGCAGCAGCACCAGUCGAUGUACAGGCAGUGGCACGGCAGAGAGUGA
Monoraphidium neglectum is the source of this 357-nucleotide messenger RNA. RefSeq lists its product as hypothetical. The coding region runs from base 1 to 357 and encodes 118 amino acids. NCBI's taxonomy places the organism in Eukaryota, Viridiplantae, Chlorophyta, Chlorophyceae, Sphaeropleales, Selenastraceae. The transcript is spliced from 4 exons. The record is from RefSeq and is a predicted model, not a curated record.